Trichoplax adhaerens is the source of this 225-nucleotide messenger RNA. RefSeq lists its product as uncharacterized. NCBI's taxonomy places the organism in Eukaryota, Metazoa, Placozoa, Uniplacotomia, Trichoplacea, Trichoplacidae. Gene Ontology annotation, cellular component: TIM23 mitochondrial import inner membrane translocase complex. Bases 1 to 225 code for a protein of 74 amino acids. The record is from RefSeq and is a predicted model, not a curated record. Gene Ontology annotation, biological process: protein insertion into mitochondrial inner membrane; protein import into mitochondrial matrix. The transcript has 2 exons.
AUGCCGCAACAUUAUGGCCAGCCUAGCUGCUUCGAUAAAGUUAAAUUUGGUGUCAUGAUAGGUUUUGCUGUUGGAAUGAGUUCUGGAGCAUUAUUUGGAACUUAUUCUGCUUUUAGAAUGGGACUUCGAGGAAGAGAGCUAUUGUCGACCGUCGGAAAGAUCAUGCUACAAGGUGGUGGCACUUUUGGUGUCUUUAUGGGAAUUGGGUCUGCAAUACGCUGCUAA